Molecule: messenger RNA, 8066 nt
Organism: Drosophila teissieri
Lineage: Eukaryota; Metazoa; Arthropoda; Insecta; Diptera; Drosophilidae
Gene: crb
Product: protein crumbs
Exons: 14
Coding region: 601-7356 (2251 amino acids)
Biological process (GO): heterophilic cell-cell adhesion; establishment or maintenance of epithelial cell apical/basal polarity
Cellular component (GO): plasma membrane; protein-containing complex
Molecular function (GO): calcium ion binding
Source: RefSeq, a predicted model, not a curated record
GAUUCAAACGGUCGAAAAUAUUUCUUGCUGCUCGUACGUGUGUUUUAUUGGUCGCUCGCGCUCAUAACGUUUUUUUGCCCCCCGUUUUGGCCAAUGUGUGUUCGCGCGCGUGUGUGUGUGCUGCUUGCAGUUCAAAAGGGCAGCGACAACAACAACAAGAACAGCGCACCUCUCUUUUAAGCCAAGUCUUCGGCGCUCGCUUGUGCUUGUAUGUGUGUUGGUGUGAUUCAGAAUCGUGGCCUAGGAAGAAAUGGCAAAUUAGUUGGCUCAAAGCGGAAUCUCUGUGCUCAAUAUUCAAAUUCAGGCUAGAAAGUGUCGCGUGCGAAAGUGUUCAAAUAAUACGGCCACCAAAGAGAGGAAUAUAACUUAAAAAAAAUAAAAAUAACCUGUUCUAAGCCAAGUGCCGAUUGCUCGUGUGUGUGCGUGUGUGUUUGUGCGUGUGAGUGUUUGCGUGGAGCAGAGAAAAGGUGAAAGAAAAGGGAGAAUGCAAUUGCCAACAACAACAAGCUCAAUGAGUAUCGUUUGAAUAUCAAUAACAUCUAGCCAAACGCAACCCUUUCCAAUACGACAAACACGACUUGAGCCAACAAAUCAACGAUCAUGGCUAUAAUCGCGAAUGCGUCACUGCCACAACAACAAAAGCAGCGGCCAACAGCAACAACCACAACAACAACAACGGUGGCGGCAUCAGUAGAAACAGCAACAACAACAGCAAGAAGUCGAGACCGCACGAAAAGCGCAGCUCAAAUUACGUCGCAUUUGCUCAAGCGCGCCAUUUCAGUUUAUUCGUCGCCUCAAUGGAUACCGCUCUUCAUACUUAUUUACUUAGCAACAGAUGUCGCCUCAGUGGCGGUUCCAACGAAAGAGGCGUACUUUAAUGGCUCCACUUACCUCCGCCUGACCACGCCGAUGCCCAUUUGGGACCACUCGGCGAUUAGUUUCCGCUCGUGCCGCGGCGGCGAGAUCCUCGCCCAGCAGUACAACAAGAACUCCAUUGUAAUCUCAGUGCUCAAUGACUUUCUGCAAAUCUCACUGGCCGGACCCGCCGUCCAUGGGCCCAACAACCGUCUGGAUGUCAAGCUGCCCUACCAACUGCUGGACAACCGCUGGCAUACGCUGCAGUUCAAGUACGAGUACGGCAAUCUCUAUCUGCAUGUGGAUCGCGCGGCAAGCAUAUUUGCCAACUCCACGUACAACAGCCAGUUCCUGACGAACCAGGACAUCGGCUACAAGGACGCCAUCUUGAUACUGGGAAACUCCUUCUCCGGCUGCCUCCUGGAUGGACCAGGUCUGCAGUUUGUGAACAACUCGACCGUGCAGAAUGUGGUCUUUGGCCACUGUCCCUUGACACCAGGUCCCUGCAGCGAUCACGAUCUUUUCACCCGACUGCCGGACAACUUCUGUCUGAAUGACCCCUGCAUGGGCCAUGGAACCUGCUCGUCCAGUCCGGAGGGAUACGAGUGUCGGUGCACGGCACGUUACUCGGGAAAGAACUGCCAGAAGGACAAUGGCUCACCGUGUGCCAAGAAUCCUUGCGAGAACGGCGGUUCCUGCCUGGAGAACUCACGCGGGGAUUACCAGUGCUUCUGUGAUCCCAACCACAGUGGCCAGCACUGCGAGACGGAGGUGAACAUCCACCCACUCUGCCAGACGAACCCCUGCCUGAACAACGGAGCGUGUGUGGUGAUUGGCGGAAGUGGAGCACUCACCUGCGAGUGUCCCAAGGGAUACGCUGGUGCCAGGUGCGAGGUGGACACGGAUGAGUGCGCCUCACAGCCGUGUCAAAACAACGGGAGCUGCAUCGACCGGAUCAAUGGAUUUAGCUGCGACUGCAGCGGCACCGGCUACACGGGUGCCUUCUGCCAGACGAAUGUGGAUGAGUGCGACAAGAAUCCGUGCCUGAACGGCGGCAGAUGCUUCGAUACCUACGGCUGGUACACCUGCCAGUGUCUGGACGGUUGGGGCGGUGAGAUUUGUGAUCGACCCAUGACUUGCCAGACGCAGCAGUGCUUGAACGGCGGCACCUGCCUGGACAAACCCAUAGGCUUUCAGUGCCUCUGUCCGCCGGAGUACACUGGUGAACUGUGCCAAAUCGCACCCAGUUGCGCCCAGCAGUGUCCCAUCGAUUCGGAGUGUGUAGGCGGCAAGUGCGUGUGUAAGCCAGGCUCAUCGGGCCCCAUUGGUCACUGCCUGCCAACAACAACCACACCGACACCAGAACAAGAGCCAACAACAACGCCAAGAACCACAGCAAUCCCUAACCCAGCUAUUCCCAACACCCUAACAACCACCAAGAUACCUCCAAUAACAACCAGCCGAACAUCGGUGGGAACGACCACCGGUAGCAGGAAGCCACCACAACAGCCACUGCAAUCUCCGACCCAACGCUCGGCCUCCCUGAAUGCAUGUCCCCAAGAAAACUGCUUGAACGGUGGCACCUGCCUGGGCUAUAGUGGCAAUUAUUCCUGUAUUUGUGCUAGUGGAUACACAGGUUACAACUGUCAAACGAGCACGGGCGAUGGAGCGGCCUCUUUGGCCCUGACACCCAUCAACUGCAAUGCCACCAAUGGAAAGUGCCUCAAUGGAGGCACUUGCUCCAUGAACGGAACCCACUGCUAUUGCGCGGUCGGCUAUUCGGGAGAUCGCUGCGAGAAGGCCGAGAACUGUUCGCCACUGAAUUGCCAGGAGCCGAUGGUUUGUGUCCAGAACCAGUGCCUCUGUCCGGAGAACAAGGUGUGCAACCAGUGCGCCACCCAACCAUGCCAGAAUGGCGGAGAAUGCGUGGACCUACCGAAUGGAGACUACGAGUGCAAGUGCACCCGGGGAUGGACUGGACGGACCUGUGGCAACGACGUGGACGAGUGCACCCUGCAUCCCAAGAUCUGUGGCAAUGGUAUCUGCAAGAACGAGAAGGGAUCGUACAAGUGCUAUUGUACACCUGGAUUUACCGGAGUCCACUGCGAUUCCGAUGUGGACGAAUGCCUCAGCUUUCCCUGCCUUAACGGAGCCACGUGUCACAACAAGAUAAAUGCCUACGAAUGCGUUUGCCAACCAGGAUACGAGGGCGACAACUGCGAAGUGGACAUCGAUGAGUGCGGUAGUAAUCCCUGCUCAAACGGCUCCACUUGCAUCGACAGGAUCAACAACUUCACCUGCAACUGCAUUCCGGGAAUGACGGGUCGCAUCUGUGACAUCGACAUCGACGACUGUGUGGGAGAUCCCUGCUUGAAUGGCGGUCAGUGCAUCGACCAAUUGGGUGGCUUCCGGUGUGACUGCAGUGGCACCGGUUAUGAGGGACAGAACUGUGAGCUGAACAUAGACGAAUGCCUCUCGAAUCCGUGCACGAAUGGUGCCAAGUGCGUGGACAAGGUUAAGGACUACUUCUGCGAUUGCCACAACGGCUACAAGGGAAAGAACUGUGAGCAGGACAUCAACGAGUGCGAGAGUAAUCCCUGCCAGUACAAUGGCAACUGCCUAGAGCGUUCGAACAUGACGCUCUACCAAAUGAGUCGGAUCACGGAUCUGCCCAAGGUGUUUAGCCAGCCCUUUACCUUUGAGAAUGCCAGCGGCUACGAGUGCGUCUGUGUGCCCGGCAUCAUUGGCAAGAACUGCGAGAUCAACAUUAAUGAGUGCGACAGUAAUCCCUGCAGCAAGCACGGAAACUGCAAUGAUGGAAUUGGCACCUAUACUUGCGAAUGCGAACCCGGCUUUGAGGGCACCCACUGUGAGAUCAACAUAGAUGAGUGUGAUCGCUAUAAUCCCUGCCAGAGGGGCACUUGUUACGACCAGAUAGACGACUACGACUGCGAUUGUGAUGCGAACUAUGGAGGCAAAAACUGUUCCGUACUUCUCAAAGGCUGUGACCAGAAUCCUUGCUUAAAUGGCGGCGCAUGCUUGCCGUAUCUGAUCAACGAGGUAACUCAUCUGUACAACUGUACCUGCGAGAACGGUUUCCAAGGCGAUAAAUGCGAGAAGACCACCACGCUGUCAAUGGUGGCCACUAGCUUGAUUUCGGUGACCACGGAACGCGAGGAGGGCUACGACAUUAAUCUUCAAUUUAGAACUACUCUGCCCAAUGGAGUUUUGGCCUUUGGAACCACCGGCGAAAAGAAUGAACCAGUUAGCUACAUUUUGGAGCUGAUUAACGGACGUCUGAAUCUACAUUCCUCGCUACUAAACAAGUGGGAGGGCGUGUUUAUCGGAUCGAAGCUGAACGACAGCAACUGGCACAAGGUGUUUGUGGCCAUAAAUACUUCGCACUUAGUCCUUUCGGCCAACGACGAGCAGGCCAUCUUUCCGGUUGGCUCCUAUGAAACGGCCAACAACAGCCAGCCCUCGUUUCCGCGCACAUAUCUGGGCGGCACCAUUCCCAAUCUGAAGUCCUAUUUGCGCCACCUCACCCACCAGCCGUCAGCUUUUGUCGGCUGCAUGCAAGACAUCAUGGUCAACGGUAAAUGGAUCUUUCCCGAUGAGCAGGAUGCGAAUGUCAGCUAUACCAAGCUGGAAAAUGUCCAGAGCGGUUGUCCUCGCACGGAGCAAUGUAAACCGAAUCCCUGUCAUUCGAACGGUGAAUGCACGGACCUUUGGCACACCUUUGCCUGCCAUUGUCCCAGACCAUUCUUUGGACACACAUGUCAGCACAAUAUGACUGCUGCUACUUUUGGCCACGAGAACACCACCCACUCGGCUGUGAUUGUGGAGACCACAGAUGUGGCUAGGCGAGCCAUUAGAUCCAUCCUAGACAUUUCCAUGUUCAUUCGUACCCGCGAGCCAACCGGUCAAGUCUUUUACUUGGGCACUGAUCCCCGCAAAGCGCCCACCAAAAAUGUUGGCGACUCAUAUGUGGCGGCCAAAUUACAUGGCGGAGAACUGCUAGUAAAGAUGCAGUUCAGCGGCACUCCGGAGGCCUACACCGUCGGUGGCCAGAAGUUGGACAACGGCUAUAACCACCUGAUCGAAGUGGUGCGCAAUCAAACGCUCGUGCAGGUCAAGCUCAAUGGCACCGAGUACUUCCGCAAGACGCUGUCCACGACGGGUCUGCUGGAUGCACAGGUGCUUUACUUGGGCGGACCUGCACCCACACGCGAGUCCCUUCUGGGAGCGACCACCGAACCAGGUAUGAUUCCGGUGCCCGGAGCAGGAGUACCCAUUGAAGACACAACAGUUCCCAAGGAGGCGGACGAUAGCAGGGACUACUUUAAGGGCAUAAUACAGGACGUGAAGGUCAGCAACGGCUCGCUCAAUCUGAUUGUGGAGAUGUAUUCCCUGAAUGUGACAGACGUCCAAGUGAAUGCCAAGCCCCUGGGCGCUGUAACCAUCGAUCGCGCCUCUGUGUUACCUGGUGAAGUGUCCGAUGAUCUGUGCCGAAAGAAUCCGUGUCUGCAUAACGCAGAGUGCAGAAACACAUGGAACGACUACACUUGCAAGUGCCCCAAUGGCUACAAGGGCAAGAAUUGCCAGGAGAUUGAAUUCUGCCAACACGUUACAUGUCCGGGGCAGAGCUUGUGCCAAAAUCUGGACGAUGGCUAUGAGUGUGUUACCAACACUACAUUUACUGGUCAGGAACGCAGCCCUCUUGCCUUCUUCUAUUUCCAGGAGCCUCAAUCCGACGAUAUUGUCAGUGAAGCGGCUCCCAAGCAGAUCCUUAAACCUGUGAUUGAUAUUGCCUUCCGCACUCGUGCUGGAGGUACUCUCCUGUACAUCGACAAUGUGGACGGAUUCUUUGAAAUCGGAGUAAACGGGGGACGAGUGACCAUCACCUGGAAGCUCAGUGCGCUCCAUUUUGGCGAGUCUGCCCGCUUUGAGAAGGAGAACACUGACGGAGAAUGGAGUCGCAUUUACCUAAGGGCACACAACAGCAAAUUGGAGGGUGGAUGGAAGGGAUGGGAAUCAAUGGUGGAUCCAACGCCAGCCUUUUCCACGGACAUCGACCAAGCGGCCUUCCAGUCCCUGAUCGCUACGAGUACCCAGGUUUACUUGGGUGGCAUGCCAGAGUCGCGACAAGCACGUGGAUCCACUCUGUCUGCCCAGCAGGGCUCCCAAUUCAAGGGCUGCGUCGGAGAGGCAAGGGUCGGCGAUCUUCUACUGCCCUACUUCUCAAUGGCGGAACUGUAUUCGCGCACCAAUGUUUCAGUACAGCAAAAGGCCCAAUUCCGAUUAAACGCCACGCGACCUGAGGAGGGCUGCAUCCUGUGCUUCCAGUCGGACUGCAAAAAUGACGGCUUCUGCCAGUCUCCAUCGGAUGAGUACGCCUGCACCUGUCAGCCUGGAUUCGAGGGCGAUGAUUGCGGCACGGACAUCGACGAGUGUCUUAACACGGAAUGCAUGAACAACGGCACCUGCAUCAACCAGGUGGCUGCCUUCUACUGCCAGUGUCAGCCAGGAUUCGAGGGUCAGCACUGUGAGCAGAACAUCGACGAGUGUGCGGACCAGCCGUGCCACAACGGUGGCAACUGCACGGAUCUGAUUGCCUCGUACGUGUGCGACUGUCCAGAGGACUAUAUGGGUCCGCAGUGCGACGUGCUGAAGCAAAUGACCUGCGAGAACGAGCCAUGUCGAAACGGAUCAACGUGCCAGAAUGGAUUCAAUGCUUCUACUGGCAACAACUUUACAUGCACAUGCGUGCCCGGCUUCGAGGGACCACUUUGUGACAUUCCCUUCUGUGAAAUAACGCCUUGCGACAACGGUGGACUCUGUUUGACCACAGGAGCGGUACCGAUGUGCAAGUGCAGCCUGGGUUACACUGGUCGUCUGUGCGAGCAGGACAUAAACGAGUGCGAAUCGAAUCCAUGCCAGAACGGAGGUCAGUGCAAGGACCUCGUCGGCAGGUACGAGUGCGAUUGCCAGGGCACUGGAUUCGAGGGCAUUCGCUGUGAGAAUGACAUCGACGAGUGCAGCGUGGAGGGCGAUUACUGCGGCGGAUUGGGCCGGUGUUUCAACAAGCCCGGAUCCUUCCAGUGCAUCUGCCAGAAACCCUAUUGCGGAGCUUACUGCAACUUUACGGAUCCCUGCAACGCUACGGACCUCUGCUCCAACGGCGGUCGCUGCGUAGAGUCCUGUGGCGCCAAACCGGACUACUACUGCGAGUGUCCGGAAGGAUUUGCGGGCAAAAACUGCACAGCACCGAUUACGGCCAAGGAGGAUGGACCUUCGACCACAGACAUUGCCAUCAUUGUAAUACCAGUAGUAGUGGUGCUGCUGCUAAUCGCGGGAGCCCUUCUGGGCACCUUCCUGGUGAUGGCCAGGAACAAGAGGGCCACUAGGGGCACCUACAGCCCGAGCGCGCAAGAGUAUUGCAACCCACGGCUGGAAAUGGACAACGUACUGAAGCCACCGCCGGAAGAGCGACUUAUUUAGUUUUGAGUUUUGAGCAUGAACGACGAUUAGCAAAGCAAACAAAAGAUAUUUUUAAAUCCGCCCAUAUACACCUAGCUGUAGGAGUAACGCAAUGUUUUGUACUAAGUUGGCCCCUAGUUACGGUUUACAUCUUAAGGUGCUCAAAGCAAUAGCAGCAGCAGCAGCCAGGCUUCCACCUCGACUCGUCCCCGAUCCCAUGCCUACGCUUUAGUUAGUUAAUAAUACCGUUGUCUAUUUAUUCUAGUAGUUUAGAUGACAUACGUACCGCCCUAUAGUCGUUAUGUAGUUAUGUUCCGAUAGUUUAGAUUCAGUAUUCGAUUUCUCGUAUAUGUAAUCCUAAAGCUGCGAACAAAGUUGAGCUCCGACACAGAUUUUCCCUUUGCAUUCCGCAAGGAAGCCCAUCAAAUGUAUUGUACGAGUAUUUUUGUAAAUAAGAUUGUUUGCCGUCUCUUAAACUAAAUUAGCUGAGCUAAAAUCGAAAUUAAAAACCGAAAAUCCUAUAUGCCUAUAUAUACGCGAGUAUAUAUAUCAGUAAAUGUGGCCUUAUAACAAAAAAAAAGUUAGUAACGAAAAGCAAUGACAACUAGAAGAACAGAGAAAGUAUUGGUUAAGUAAAUCAAAUAAAAAACAUAUUUUGCUCUAGAAUAUCUAAGCGUAAACUUAAGAGACUGUACUAUAUAAUAAAUAUUAAAUAUUUCGACUUUUUCCAA